UAAAAAAAAAAAAUCCAAAAAACAAAAAACCAAAAAGAAACACACAUAUCUUUCUCACACACCCAGAACAUGGGCGAAGAAACUCUCUCUCUCUAAAAAACGCGAAGUACGAAAAAGGAAUAUAUGAAGCCCUAGAGACACUCUUUUUUUUUUUUUUUUUUUAAUUUACCUUGUAUUUCAAGCAUCGAAUCCACCGUGAUCUGAGAAAUCUGUGAAAUGUGCUUUGGAAACCCUAGAGAGACUAAGUUUCUCGUGCUCAGUUGCCAUUGAUGAAGCUGUUUCGUCGAUGCCAGAGGAUCCUGAUCCUCUCUCUGCUCUCUCUUUCUGUAUUUGCUCCAAUUGUUCUCGUCUCCCACAGGCUAAAAUAUAUCAGUUCUAUUGGACGGAAAGAGUUUAUAGAGGAUUUAUCGAAUAUUAAAUAUAGGACAGACGAGUUGAGACUUGAAGCUAUUCAGCAGGAAGCAAGUGAAGACUUAAAAGAGCCAAGGCUAGUGGUUUAUGAAGAUAAGGAUCUGAUUUCUGUAAUUAGUCACGAUUCUGAGAAAUCCAAAAACGCUGGAGAUACGACCAAUGCAUUGGAAAAUAGUAGAAAUGGAACCACUCAUGAAAACAAAGCAGCUGAUGGACAAUAUCAGCAGAGAGGAGUAUCAUACAAGUCUGCAGAAAAGGAGCAAUUUAGUCAAACAGUAAAAAAAGGUCAGAAUAUACUCUCUACAUCAAACACUGUGCCAGAUGAGAAAAUUAAGGAGACGAAAGAAGUGCAAUAUAAUCAUACAGUGCAAACUGAUCCAAAUGUGCGUUCUCAAUCUCGGAAAGUGAUGGAUGAGAAUGUGAAACAGAUGAAAGAUCAAGUAAUAAGAGCCAAAGUAUACUUGAAAUUUGCAUCCCCAGGCAAUAACUCGCAGCUAGUGAAGGAGUUGAAACUGCGAAUUAAAGAGUUAGAACGGGUGGUUGGUGAUGCCACAAAGGAUUCAGAUUUGUCAAAGAGUGCUUUGCAGAAAAUGAGAUACAUGGAGUCUUCAUUGUCUAAAGCCAGUCAGGUGUUCCCUGACUGCUCUCCCAUGGCUGCUAAGCUCCGUGCUAUGACUGGCAGUGCCGAAGAACAAGUUCAAUCACAGAAGAAGCAAGCAUCUUAUCUUCUUCAUCUAGCUGCAGGUACCACACCGAAAGGCCUACACUGUCUUUCUAUGCGGUUGACUGCAGAAUACUUUGCUCUGGAGCCUGAGCAGAGGCAACUUCCCAACCAACAAAGCUUGCACGAUUCAGAGCUUUAUCAUUAUGUUGUUUUCUCUGAUAAUAUUUUGGCAUGUGCAGUGGUUGUGAACUCCACAGUUUCCAAUGCAGCGGAACCAGAGAAAAUUGUUUUACAUGUGGUGACUGAUUCACUCAAUUUCCCAGCAAUCUCAAUGUGGUUUUUAGUAAAUCCUCCUGGCAAAGCCAAAAUCCAGAUCCAGAGUACUGACAGUUUUGAAUGGUUACCCACCAAGUAUAAAAAUGCAUUGAUGCAAAAUUCCAGUGACCCUAGAUAUACUUCUGAACUAAACCACCUUCGAUUCUAUCUGCCAAAUAUAUUCCCUAAAUUGAGUAAGAUUGUUCUCUUUGAUCAUGAUGUGGUGGUUCAAAGGGAUCUAACUGGACUGUGGAAAGUUAAUAUGAAAGGGAAAGUAAAUGGAGCAGUCGGGACUUGUCAGAGAAAUGAACCCUCAUUCCGCCAGAUGGAUACAUAUAUCAAUUUCUCAGAGCCGCUUGUAGCCAAGAAAUUUGAUGUAAAGACAUGUACAUGGGCAUUUGGCCUGAAUUUGUUUGAUCUGCGAGAGUGGAGGAGACGUAAUCUGACUGCUCGCUAUCAGAAAUAUUUGGAAUUGGGUUUUCGGAAACCAUUAUGGGUAGCUGGGACUUUGCCCUUAGGGUGGCUCACUUUCUAUAACCACACAAUGAAUAUCAAUACGAGAUGGCAUAUCCUUGGAUUGGGUUAUGAAUCUGGUGUUGCUCGUGGCAACAUUGAGCGAGCUGCGGUGAUACACUACGAUGGACUUAUGAAGCCAUGGUUAGAUAUUGUGAUUGGGAAGUACAAGGGUUAUUGGAGUAAAUAUGUCAACUAUGAUCACCCUUAUUUGCAACAAUGCAACAUUCAUGACUAGUUGAACAUAACACGACUAGUAAAAAUUAUCCGGUCGGCACCACAGAAAGUGUAUUUCUUGCUUUUAGGAAUUGCACUUGUCCACUCAAUUUUUUGUUCUUUAGCGAUUCUUCAUGUAAAGUUCAACUCAAUAUUUUUUCCCCAAAAAUUUUUCUGGGUGUAGUAGUCCUAGUAUUAUAGGAGCAGAGUCAUAAGGAGGCAAUAAUUGAAACAGAAAAUGUUUCCUUACGGGAUUUUGUAAUGCUAGGUUUUUUUAUUCUUUUUUUUAUUUUUGUACAGAAUCACAUUUUUAGAUGUUCAACUAUUAUCUCAA
Molecule: messenger RNA, 2453 nt
Organism: Ziziphus jujuba (common jujube)
Lineage: Eukaryota; Viridiplantae; Streptophyta; Magnoliopsida; Rosales; Rhamnaceae
Product: probable galacturonosyltransferase 6
Exons: 9
Coding region: 270-2141 (623 amino acids)
Molecular function (GO): polygalacturonate 4-alpha-galacturonosyltransferase activity
Source: RefSeq, a predicted model, not a curated record